Molecule: messenger RNA, 787 nt
Organism: Linum tenue
Lineage: Eukaryota; Viridiplantae; Streptophyta; Magnoliopsida; Malpighiales; Linaceae
Source: the annotation of a GenBank genome assembly
CCUGAAGGAUUAUCUGCAGAAGAUUGGCAACAAAUGUUGGAACUGUUUGCAUCUCCAGAAUUUAAGGCUCUUAGUUUGAAAAAUGCUAAUAAUCGCUCAAAUCAAAAGGUCAUUGCCUGCACUAGACCAACGCCAUUUGCACAAACAGAAUAUGAUACGAUUGAUGAGAGAACUGGAAAACUACCAUCUGCCUCGGAAGUUUGGAUGGCACAACAUAGCAGUAUGAAUUCAAAUAAUGAGCGGAAGUGGGUGGAUAGUUCAUUAGAGCAUUAUUAUCAUGAGAUAAGAAGAACAUAAGAAGAAGUCAUGCCUGUGGAUGAGACUAUUAACGCUAAUGAAGAUGUCUUGAGAGUGGUGUUUGGUGCUCGCUCUGGCUAUGUUCGCGGAAAAAGUACUGGGUACAAGUCAAUUGCAAAGGGUAUGACAAACAAUCAGAAUUGGAAGAUAGAAAAACUGGAGGCUCAAGUUGUUGACCUAACUGCAAAAUUAGCAGAUCAAGGCAAACAAAAUCUAUCCUUAACCCAAAGGUUCGAAAAAUUGAUGGAAAAUGAAAGGCAUGAAUCAUCUUCUCGCAGUGGGCAAAGGGAGGAUGCUCUCACUUCGGAAGACACACGUGGAGAAGAAUAUACAAGGGAUGAUUGUUCUAGUAAGGCUAGACGUGCGAAUAAGAAACGAAGUGCACCACACAAGCAGGUUUCGAACUCAAAAAGGAAAAAUAGGGAGCUAAGAGAAGAAUGAUGGUUGUUGGUGGAAACAUGGUGCCGUAUGAAGAGUUAUAAGUGAUACU